AUGCCCCUGUUGGUGGCCAUGACACUCCCAAUGGUGGCCAUGAUAGCGUUGGUGGCCAUGACACCCCCAAGAGCAGCCACGCUGCUUCCAAUGGGCGCUACAACGUCUCCCCCAACAGCGACCGUGCCACCUUCUUCCCCCACCAUUAGAGGCCACAAUGCCCCUGUUGGUGGCCAUGACACUCCCAAUGGUGUCCAUGAUAGCUUUGGUGGCCAUGACACCCCCAAGAGCAGCCAUGCUGCUUCCAGAUGGGCGCUACAAUGUCCAACCCCAACAGCGACCGUGUCGCCUUCUUCCCUUCCAGGUGCCACCGCCUCCGCGGAGGACUUUGUGCAAGUCCGAAAGGAGCUGUUGGCCUACCUGGAGGAGGUGGCCUGGACCCCGUACCGAGCGUCCCCGGAGUUCAGCCGCUUCGUGCAGUUCAAGUGGCUGGAGAAGCAACCGGUGGGCGCCGACGCCUUCGCCGAAUUCCGGGUGUUGGGCAAAGGCGGCUUCGGCGAGGUCUGCGCCUGCCAGCGCCGCGCCACCGGCAAGAUGUACGCCAACAAACGCCUCAACAAGAAGCGCCUCAAGAAGCGCCAGGGCUACGAGGCGGCGCUGGUGGAGAAGCGGAUCCUGGCGCGGGUGCACAGUCGCUUCAUCGUCUCGCUGGCCUGCGCCUUCCAGACCAAGACCGACCUCUGCCUCGUCAUGACCAUCAUGAACGGCGGCGACCUGCGGUACCACAUCUACAACGUGGACGAGGAGAACCCCGGGUUCCUCGAGCCGCGGGCCGGGUUCCUGGGAGUGUUGCUGGUGAUACUGGUGCAGGCAGGGCACGAUGGGUUCCUGAGGGGUUCCUGGAGGGUUCCUCGGGGUGUUACUGGUGGUUUCUGGUGGUACUGGUGGUUCAUGGCGCCGGAGCUGCUGCGGAAUGAGGAGUACGAUUGGGCCGUCGACUACUUCACGCUGGGGGUGACCCUCUAUGAGAUGCUGGAGGCCAAAGGACCCUUCCGCAGCCGGGGCGAGCAGGUGCCCAGGAACACCAGUAACUCCCAGUAA
Molecule: messenger RNA, 1041 nt
Organism: Charadrius vociferus (killdeer)
Lineage: Eukaryota; Metazoa; Chordata; Aves; Charadriiformes; Charadriidae
Product: rhodopsin kinase-like
Exons: 5
Coding region: 1-1041 (346 amino acids)
Biological process (GO): signal transduction; regulation of signal transduction; protein phosphorylation
Cellular component (GO): cytoplasm
Molecular function (GO): G protein-coupled receptor kinase activity; ATP binding
Source: RefSeq, a predicted model, not a curated record